AUGUUGAUUCCUUUUUAUACAUUUGCCACCCCAGUCCCUGACACCUCACAGAUCAUAGAUGGUAAAGCACUGUCAAGUACUUCAAUUGUGGUAAAAUGGUCUGAGGUUCCGUCCGCGGAGCAAUACCUCCUGCAGGUGAGAUCUGAGGACAAAAGCCAAAUCUUCAACCUGACCAUCACUGAGCUUUCAACCGUGGUGGGAAACUUGACCCCUUCCACCAACUACGACUGCUUCGUCUACACUAUAAACCAUGCAGGAAUGGGCAGCAGAAGCAAAGUGAGGACCGUCACCACAUUGACGCAGCCUCCUGUGGGCGUCACGGUGACACAAACAAGGCCGCGAAACAGCGAAGAGGUCCAGAACAUUGAUGAACCCAACAAUGAACCAACUGUGUACAAAGUUUCCGACACCAGCGUGGAUCUGGAUACCAUCCUGCCAUGUUCCACGUAUACAAUAUCAGUAUCCUCAUUCAGCUGGUUCCUGAUGCCGAGCGAGCCCACGCUCUACACAUACACUACUAACAAGUUGACUCCAGUUCCUGCAGUAUCAGUGGACUACAGCUGCGCCUCUCAGUCUGUCAUGGUGCGCUGGACGGCAGUCUUUGGAGCAGACUCUUACAAAGCCACAGCGAUGGGCCAGGAUGGCACACUGCUGACAUGUACCAGCCAGGGCACAAAGUGUCACAUCAGCGGACUGAGCUGUGGCCAGACUUUCAUGGUACACGUCACACCCAUGUCUGAAAACUGUAAGAACAUGAUCAACACCACCUGGGCUACCUUUCAGACUGCACCCUGCAUACCCCAAAAUCUGCAAACCUCGGCCGACUGCAACUCAAACCUUCUGGUCAGCAAGUGGGACCUGGCUGAGGGUGCAUUGCGUUACACAGUGGAGGCUUUUGGCAAUAAGGGACACAGCCAUUACAACUGCAGCACACAUUCCGACAGCUGUGUAAUAGAGAGUAUCCCCUGUGGAGAAUACUUGACCAUCUUUAUCACGGCUUUUGAUGAUGAAUGCGCUAGCCCGAGGAGGCUGGGACCUGUUGCUGAGACAGUCCCAUGCACACCUCAUAAUGUGACAGCAGUCAAGGAAUGUGGUGCAGACUCCAUCACAGUGACCUGGGCAGUGUCAGGCAGUACUCUUUUCUAUGUUGCCAUGGCGAUGGACAGCAGCGGCAUCGUUCACAGCUGUAACACAAUGGACUUGACCUGUACGAUUGCUGGCUUGAAGUGCAGCACGAGUUAUACUACAUACGUCAUUGGCUCCAACUUCAAGUGCAACAGCACGCAGAGCGAGGCGGUCACCACAGAGACAGCCAAUGAGGCUCUCAUCUCCUGGCAUGGCCAGCCCGAAAUUAACUCUUACACCGUCACCAUAGUGGAUAAAUAUGACCGACUUCUGAGCUGCAGCUCAACUGAAACCACCUGCGGGGUACCAACCCUGAAAUGUGGCCAACUCUACACUGUCACCGUCUUCCACCAUGACAGUAUCUGCCCAAUCAUGCCUUCUCAACCCAUCUACAUGGAAUCUGCACCAUGUGUGCCCACCAAUGUGGUGGCUAGGACAAACUGUGGCCAGAGUUUUGUUGAGGUGUCGUGGCAAGCAAGUCGUGGUGGUCUGCACUACGAGGCGGCUGCAACACACCAAGAUGGCCAUCAGCUGUCGUGUGCUUCCAAUGCAACGAGCUGCAGGAUGGAGGGUCUGAUGUGUAGUCAGGUUUACCACAUUGCCGUGUCUGCUGGCAACGACAACUGCUUUAGCAAUGAGAGCGCCAAGGUGCUGGUGCUAACAGCACUGUGCCCCCCUUCCCAGCUGAACGUUUCAGUCAAUUGUACCAGCAACAUUGCCACUUUAAGCUGGAACAGCAGCCCUAAUGCAGUGUCCUACACCAGCAAGGCCAAUAUUGUCAAGGUCUUGGACUGCAGCACCAACAUGCUGACCAUCAGCUGGGUACCCGGGAUAAUGCCUAUAAACUACAGUGUGAGUAUCCUGGCCGGAGAUGGCACGGAACUAAAAUGCAUCACAGAGACUUCCACGUGCACAAUGGCUAACUUAGAGUGCGGGACGCAAUACGACCUGACAGUCACUGCAGUUACCGGCACCUGUGAAGGACCAAGGAGUCUUCCCGAGACGAUUAAUUCCGGUUCGAAAGUCCUUGUGUUCCUGUUAAUGUCCAAAGCAUUGUAG
Phycodurus eques (leafy seadragon) is the source of this 2184-nucleotide messenger RNA. Its product is annotated as fibronectin type III domain-containing protein 7-like. Gene Ontology annotation, molecular function: protein binding. Lineage: Eukaryota; Metazoa; Chordata; Actinopteri; Syngnathiformes; Syngnathidae. The record is from RefSeq and is a predicted model, not a curated record. The coding region runs from base 1 to 2184 and encodes 727 amino acids. The transcript has 12 exons.